This is a messenger RNA of Dentiscutata erythropus, 341 nucleotides long. The record is from the annotation of a GenBank genome assembly. NCBI's taxonomy places the organism in Eukaryota, Fungi, Glomeromycota, Glomeromycetes, Diversisporales, Gigasporaceae.
CUGAUUCAGGUUUUAAUGCUAAUAAUACUUUUAAUGACCAAUCACCAAAUUUGACCUCUAUAAAUACACCGUCUACAUCGAAUGCUUUUACCGUACCAGAUAUUAGUUUUCGACAAUUUGACUUUGGCUUAUUAGAAGUUACAGAGUUUAUUGAAGAGGGGUUGAAAGAGCUUAAUGUAAAAAUGUUCGACUACUCGCAGUUUAGCGAUCUUAAACUUAUUGGAGUUGGAGGAUCCGCAAAUGUUUAUUCUGCUAAGUUCUAUGGACAAAAAUUUGCACUGAAAAGUCUGAAAAAUACUUUACGAUUAGAAUAUAAAGAAGCUAUGUCGUUCAUUCACGAG